ACAACGAGAUAUUACUUUCAAAAGUUCUUAAAGAUCGACAUAAUGAAGUUUUUCUUUGUACAAAAUUUGGUUAUGUUCGCACAGAAGAUGGGAAGUUUGUGGGAGUAAAUGGGAAGCCAGAGUAUGUUCACGAAGAAUGCGAAAAAAGUUUACAAAGAUUAGGUGUUGAUUAUAUUGAUCUUUAUUAUCAACAUCGUGUCGACCCUAACGUACCGAUUGAAGAUACUGUUAAAGCUAUGGCUGAACUUGUUGAAAAGGGCAAAGUUAAAUAUCUUGGACUUUCCGAAUGUUCGGCUAAUACGCUUCGACGAGCUUGCAAAGUUCAUCCAAUCGCUGCUGUUCAGGUAGAAUAUAGUCCGUGGUCUCUUGACAUUGAAGAAAAUGGACUUAAAAAAGCUUGUGAAGAACUUGGCGUUACAAUUGUUGCGUAUUGUCCAUUAGGGCGUGGUCUUUUAUCGGGAAAAUAUAAAUCCCCAGAAGAUUUUGAGCCUGGGGAUUUUCGUAGAACACAACCCCGUUUUGUAGGUGAAAAUUUUGCAAAAAAUUUAGAGCUCGUAAAAGAAAUUGAAAAGUUGGCCAAAAAGAAAGGUGUUACUGCUAGUCAACUUUGUUUGGCAUGGAUUUUGGCUCAGGGUGAAAACAUUGUUACAAUUCCCGGUACUAAAAAAGUGAAAUACUUGGAAGAAAAUAUUCAAGCCACUAGUGUUAAUUUGACCUUUGAAGAAUUAUCCGAAAUUCGAAAAAUUAUUAAUUCUAUUGAGAUCGCCGGAGGUCGAGAUCAUGAAAGUGCAUUAAAGGUAAUGUAUCUUUCGGAAAAAUUUUCGGAUAUUCCACUUUACGUAUAUA
Messenger RNA from Racocetra fulgida, 846 nucleotides. Lineage: Eukaryota; Fungi; Glomeromycota; Glomeromycetes; Diversisporales; Gigasporaceae. The record is from the annotation of a GenBank genome assembly.